Miscanthus lutarioriparius is the source of this 1215-nucleotide messenger RNA. The record is from the annotation of a GenBank genome assembly. Lineage: Eukaryota; Viridiplantae; Streptophyta; Magnoliopsida; Poales; Poaceae.
AUGUCCACUGCGACCGUGACCCUCGCCGCCGCGCGAUCCCCGGGUGUCGCGCUUCUCAGCCUGCGCCGCCGCGCCCCCGCGGCUGCUCCCAUUCGCUUCCCCGGUCUCCGCGUCGGCUCCGGUUGCCGUCACAUCGCUAUGGCUUCCGCGGCGCAUGCCCGCGCCCCCACCGACCCGCUUCCUAAGGGUGCUGAUUUAUUUUUCCGGGCAGUAAUCUCGAACAUGGAAAAGGUUUAUUUGAGCAGGAAUCCUACAGCCAAAACCAUUCUGGAGCUUGUACGAUCUUAUGAUGGUGAUCACAUUUGUUAUGAUCACCUUGCUUUCCGGACAUUUGGGGUCAAUGGUUAUGGUAUAAAAUCACUUUCUGAAUUUUUCACUGAUUUUGGUUAUGUACCUCGCGAACAACUCAGAUUUCCAGCUAAAAAGCUUAGAGCACUAUGGUUUUCCCCGCCCACCAAUGGUGGCUACUCUGGAACUGGUACAUAUGGACCUUUGCCAAGGAUAUUCAUUUCAGAACUUCUUGUGGAUGAGCUGACUACUCAGAGCCAGGAAAUUAUACAUAAGUACAUUAAAACUUCUGGCAAUGGAAAUAAUCAUGCUGCUCUUGCAAGUACUUCUGGGGAGCUAACAUGGGAGAAGCCCAUCUAUUCAGAUUUCCAGAUUUUGUCUAGGGAAAGUGAAUAUGCUGCAUGGACUCUUGUUAAUGGCUAUGCACUAAAUCAUGCCACAGUUGCCACCCAUCGCCUAGAAUCAGAUAUCAGAAGUAUUAAUAAGUUCAACAAAUUUGUGGAGGACAAUGGCUUCAAGUUAAAUUCAGAAGGAGGGAUUCUGAAAGUCAGUCCUGAUGGUCUCCUUCAGCAAAGUUCAACAGUAGCUGAUUCAUCAUUGUUUAAGUUUGCUGAUGGAAUAACUGAAUCUAUUCCUCGAUCAUACAUUGAAUUUGCUGAACGUCUCCUGCUACCACAGUUCAAAGAUUUGCAAGAUGAAGAGGUGAAAGAAUACCACAGGCGUGAUGGUUUUGAGGUGGGCAAUGCAGACAAGAUAUUCGAAACACUUAUGGUUAUUGUAUUGGGAAUCCUUGGAGCUGUGAAAGCAGGUGGGCUGCCAUGCCGGGGUGAUGAAACUGUGCACUUAUCUUUCAAUAAGAUGUUUGUCCUCAGCGGGUGUAUGGUUUCCUGGCAUUCAUAUAUCAUUAAUUUUAUGCCUACUUUGUGA